Molecule: messenger RNA, 10575 nt
Organism: Anarrhichthys ocellatus (wolf-eel)
Lineage: Eukaryota; Metazoa; Chordata; Actinopteri; Perciformes; Anarhichadidae
Gene: cacna1ab
Product: calcium channel, voltage-dependent, P/Q type, alpha 1A subunit, b
Exons: 49
Coding region: 431-7066 (2211 amino acids)
Biological process (GO): chemical synaptic transmission; calcium ion import across plasma membrane
Cellular component (GO): voltage-gated calcium channel complex; neuronal cell body; membrane
Molecular function (GO): high voltage-gated calcium channel activity; calcium ion binding
Source: RefSeq, a predicted model, not a curated record
CCCCCCCCCUUGAGUCAAUUAUCAAUGGAUAAUGUUUUUAUUUGUAUUAAUCUAAUCGACCACCUUUGUCCCUUCUAACUCCUCUCGGUAGGUGUUUUCUUCAGAUGUGAAAACUUAGAGAUUUUGGUGUGAUCACAUUCAUUUGUGGAAACAUGCCAGUGUCGGUAGUUUAGGCACUCUGUUCUGAAAUGAAUGGGACGUCACAGAGUGUGACGAGGCAUGUUUUAGCUGAUUCGAUUAUGUUUGAAAGACAUACACCUUUAAAGUGACGUUCUCUGUUUCCCCUCCCUCGUUCUUGCUUUCUCUCUGCAGUAUUUUGUCGUCAGUGGGGUCUCAGCUUGACCUGAGGACACUACGAGCCGUCAGAGUGCUACGACCACUGAAACUGGUGUCUGGGAUUCCCAGCCUGCAGGUGGUGCUCAAGUCCAUUAUGAAGGCUAUGAUCCCCCUGCUGCAGAUUGGCCUGCUGUUGUUCGUGGCCAUCCUCAUGUUCGCCAUCAUCGGCCUGGAGUUCUACAUGGGGAAGUUCCACACUACCUGCUUCGACAAAGUCACACGAGAGGUAGUGGACUCAUUACCGUGCGGCACAAAGUUGCCGUCGCGGCUGUGUCCUAACGGCACAGAGUGCGAUGAUCGCUGGAUUGGACCCAACUACGGCAUCACCCAGUUCGACAACAUCCUGUUCGCCGUGCUCACCGUCUUCCAGUGCAUCACCAUGGAGGGAUGGACGGAAAUGCUCUACUAUAGUAAUGACGUGGAGGGCAGCGCCUGGAACUGGAUGUACUACAUCCCCCUCAUCAUCAUCGGCUCCUUCUUCAUGCUCAACCUGGUGCUGGGUGUGCUCUCAGGUGAAUUUGCCAAAGAGAGAGAGCGAGUGGAGAACAGGAGCGAGUUCCUCAAGCUGAGGCGACAGCAGCAGAUUGAGAGAGAGCUCAACGGGUACCUGGAGUGGAUCUGCAAAGCAGAAGAGGUGAUUCUGGCCGAGGAGGACGGCACAGGGAACUUUGAUGGGUCGAGGCGAAGGCCAACCAUCAAAACCAAAAACAACAAGACGGAGCUGCUGAACCCUGAGGAAGGAGAGGACAACAUGGGCGAUGCAGUAGGUUUUGCCCGCUCCAGCAUAAAGAGCGGGAAAGACGGCUCCAACUACAGCAAGAAGGAGCGACGACUGCGAUUCUUCAUCCGCAAGAUAGUGAAGACUCAGGCUUUCUAUUGGACGGUGCUCUGCCUGGUGGGGCUCAACACCAUGUGUGUAGCUGCGGUGCACUACAACCAGCCUGAUAUGCUCUCUGACUUCCUCUUCUAUGCAGAGUUUAUCUUCCUCGGUUUGUUCAUGUCUGAGAUGUGUAUCAAGAUGUAUGGUCUGGGCAUCCAGCCCUACCUCCACUCCUCAUUCAACUGCUUCGACUGUGUGGUCAUUGUGGGCAGCAUCUUCGAGGUGGUGUGGGCCACCAUCAAACCAGGAACCUCCUUUGGGAUCAGUGUGUUACGAGCUCUGCGACUGCUCCGCAUCUUCAAAGUCACCAAGUACUGGGCUCCUCUUCGAAACCUGGUGGUUUCUCUGCUGAACUCCAUGAAGUCCAUCGUCAGCUUGCUGUUCCUCCUCUUCCUCUUCAUCGUGGUCUUUGCCCUGUUGGGGAUGCAGCUGUUUGGAGGACAAUUCAACUUCGACACCGGAACUCCUCCGACGAACUUUGACACGUUUGCAGCAGCGAUCAUGACGGUGUUUCAGGUCCUGACUGGAGAGGACUGGAACAUGGUGAUGUACGAUGGCAUUAAGUCCCAGGGAGGAGUGAACGACAAAGGGAUGAUCUUCUCCAUCUUCUUCAUCGUCCUCACACUCUUUGGCAACUACACUCUGCUGAACGUCUUCUUGGCCAUCGCCGUCGACAAUCUGGCCAACGCCCAGGAGCUCACCAAGGACGAGGAGGAACAGGAGUCAGCAGCCAAUCAGAAGACGGCAAUGCAGAAGGCCAAGGAGGUGGCAGAGGUCAGCCCGAUGUCAGCAGCAAACCUGUCCAUUGCGGCUAGCUUAUCUCCGAACAGCAAAGAGCAGCAGAAGAACCACAUCAAGGGCAACAAGUCGGUGUGGGAGCAGAGGACAAGCGAGAUCCGCCGACAGAACCUGAUGACGAGUCGUGAGGCACUCUACAACGAGCUGGAGCAAGAGGACUGGAAGGUGGGAGGUGAAGGGGAGGAGGUGUCCUAUCCACGGAAAGCACGUGGUGAUAUGAAGACCCACCUGGACCGGCCGCUGGUGGUCAACCCGCAGGAUAACCGCAACAACAACACCAACAAGACCCAACCCGGUGAGCUGCCUCUGGACCAGGAGUACCGGCGCCAGGACAUCGACAACCAACGCCGAGCCACCCACCACUACCACUACCACCACCAUCAUCGGAAAGUCAACGGCCCGGACGGCGGAGAGACGGGCCAGCCGGUGGAGACCCGCAUGGAGCGGGGCUUCAGCUGCACGUCCCUGGGCAAAGUGGAGGGCCAGCAAGGGGAGGAGAGGCACAUCCACAGGAGCCACCGGGGCCACCGGCACAGGAACAGGGAGGGCCGGGAGGCCCGCAGCGUGUCCCCCAACCGUAGCGUCGGGGUGGAGGGGAACAACGAGCACCGGAGGUCCCGGCAGCACCGCAGGGAGGGGGAGGAAGGCAGGAGACACAGAUCCAGAGGGACGGAGGGGGAGAAAGGCGAGGAAGGGGAGGAACGGAAGGCGAGACGGCAUCGACACGGGAACCAGGAGAAGAGCAGAGGGCACCGCACCAGAAGGGAGCACCACAGCACCGGGCCCAGCCUCUCCACCGCGCGACCCAUACAGCAGCACAACGAGGACCUGGACAACUUCCGCAACAACAGCAAGCUGGUCAGUGCCCAGGAGCACCCAUACAGCCUCCCGCCGCAUCACCCCGACCACCCGGACCACGUCAACAACCUGCUGAACUGCCGCGACGCCGACACCCACACUCUGCUCCACAGCAUGGACAGCCUGAUCCUGACCAGCAUGGCCAAACCCGAGUACACCAAGAUAGACAUGCCGCCCGUCUACCCCUACCCCUCCACCAACGCCAUCCUGCAAGUGAACAAGAACGCCAACACGGACCAGAAGAAGAGCGAGGAGAAGAAGGAGGAGGAGGACGAGGGAGGAGACGAAGACGGCCCCAAACCCAUGCCUCCCUUCAGCUCCUGCUUCAUAAUGUCCACCACCAACCCGUUUCGGAGGUGCUGUCACUACAUCCUGACUCUGAAGUAUUUCGAGUUCAGCAUCCUGUCCGUCAUUGCGAUGAGUAGCAUCGCCCUCGCCGCAGAGGACCCCGUCUCGCCGGACUCACCGCGAAACAAUGUGCUGCGUUAUUUUGACUACAUUUUCACAGGCGUCUUCACGUUUGAAAUGUUGAUCAAGAUGGUGGUGCUGGGCUUGUUUCUCCACCAGGGCUCCUACUUCCGCGACUUGUGGAACAUUCUGGACUUUAUAGUGGUUAGUGGUGCUCUGGUGGCCUUCGCCUUCACGCCGAGCAGCACCCGGGGGAGCAGCAAAGGCAAAGACAUCAGUACAAUCAAGUCCCUCCGCGUGUUGAGGGUGCUGCGUCCUCUGAAGACCAUCAAACGACUCCCCAAGUUAAAGGCGGUGUUUGACUGCGUGGUCAACUCCCUGAAGAACGUGCUGAACAUCUUGAUCGUCUACAUGCUCUUCAUGUUCAUCUUCGCCGUGGUGGCCGUGCAGCUCUUCAAAGGCCGAUUCUUCUUCUGCACGGACGAAUCCAAAGAGUUUGAGCGGGACUGCAGGGGCGAAUACCUGGUGUAUGAGAGAGAUGAGGUUAAAGCUCAGAAGCGGGAGUGGAAGAAGUACGAUUUUCACUACGACAACGUGGCUUGGGCCCUGCUCACCCUCUUCACUGUCUCCACUGGAGAGGGGUGGCCGCAGGUGUUAAAGCACUCAGUGGACUCCACCUAUGAGAAUCAGGGCCCUAGCCCGGGUUAUAGGAUGGAGAUGUCCAUCUUUUACGUGGUGUACUUCGUUGUCUUCCCCUUCUUCUUCGUAAACAUCUUUGUGGCUCUCAUCAUCAUCACCUUCCAGGAACAGGGGGAUAAGAUGAUGGAGGACUACAGUUUAGAAAAGAAUGAGAGAGCCUGUAUAGAUUUCGCCAUCAACGCCAGGCCUCUGACUCGCCACAUGCCGAAGAAUAAACUGAGCUUCCAGUAUCGCAUGUGGCAGUUUGUGGUGUCUCCGCCCUUCGAGUACAGCAUCAUGGCUCUGAUUGCACUCAACACCAUCGUCCUCAUGAUGAAGUUUGACGGUGCAUCAAAGACGUACUACGAGGUCCUGAAGAACCUCAACAUCGUGUUCACCACCUUCUUCUUCUUGGAAUCAGUCCUCAAGGUCAUCGCUUUUGGCCCUCUGAAUUUCUUCAGAGAUGCCUGGAACAUUUUUGAUUUUGUCUCCGUCCUCGGAAGCGUCACUGACAUAUUAGUGACAGAACUAGGGAAUCUGAAUAACUUCAUCAACUUGAGCUUCCUGAGGCUGUUCAGAGCGGCUCGCCUCAUCAAGCUGCUGAGACAGGGCGAGACCAUCCGCAUCCUGCUGUGGACCUUCGUCCAGUCCUUCAAGGCUCUGCCGUACGUGUGCCUGCUCAUCGCCAUGCUCUUCUUCAUCUACGCCAUCAUCGGCAUGCAGUUGUUUGGGAACUUGGCUCUGGACGACGACAGCGCCAUCAACGAGCACAAUAACUUCAGAACCUUCAUCAUGGCCCUGAUGCUGCUGUUCAGGAGCGCUACGGGCGAGGCGUGGCACGACAUCAUGCUGGCUUGUCUGGGCAGUAAGGAAUGUGACCCGGACUCAGGGAACACGGAACCUGAAUGUGGCAGCACCUUCGCCUACACCUACUUUGUCUCCUUCAUCUUCCUCUGCUCCUUCCUGAUGCUGAAUCUGUUCGUGGCCGUCAUCAUGGACAACUUUGAGUACCUGACCAGAGACUCCUCUAUCCUGGGGCCGCAUCACCUGGACGAGUAUGUAAGGAUAUGGGCCGAGUACGACCCGGCCGCCUGCGGCCGGAUCAGUUACACAGACAUGUAUCAGAUGCUAAGACACAUGUGUCCGCCGCUAGGCCUCGGGAAGAGGUGUCCCGCCCGGGUCGCCUAUAAGAGGCUGCUGCGCAUGGAUCUGCCGGUUGCAGAUGACAACUCGGUGCAUUUUAACUCCACCCUCAUGGCUCUGAUCAGGACAGCACUGGAUAUAAAGAUUGCCAAGGGCGGUGCAGACAAGCACCAGAUGGAUGCGGAGCUGAGAAAGGAGAUGAUGGCUAUUUGGCCGAACUUAUCCCAGAAGACACUGGACUUGCUGGUUACGCCGCACAAGGCAGCCACAGACUUGACGGUGGGCAAAAUCUACGCUGCCAUGAUGAUCAUGGAAUACUACCGGCAGAGCAAGACGAAAAAGCUGCAGGCGCUGCGAGAGGAACAGAACCGAACGCCAUUAAUGUUUCAGCGCAUGGAGCCGCCCUCUGAGGGAGGGGGCACGGACGGCCAGGGGGGUCAGGGCCUCAACGGCCUCCCCAGCACCCAGCCAGACAACCCCAACAGCAUACCUCCAGAGGGUGGCAUGACUGAGAGCCAAUCGUGGGUGACGGCCAAAGCGCAGGAAAUGUUCCAGAAGACGGGUAACUGGAGCCCCGACAGACCGUACCCCGACGAUGUCCACGACAACCGUCACAACCCACAGACGGUAGAGAUGAGGGCGAUGGGGCGGGACGGGUACUCCGACACUGAGCCCUAUCACCCAAUGGAUGGGCAUGGGCGGACCCUCUCCAUGCCCCGCCUCUCGGCAGACAACCAAAGAGCUCAUGCUGUUUCGCGGAGGAGACACAGGCCUCGUGGAAAUAACCUCAGUACCAUCACCGACACCAGUCCGAUGCGUCGCUCCACCUCCAGCCUGGUCCACGGGCGCACGGGCCGGGGCGUGAGGCUGGACGACUACUCCCUAGAGAGGGUGGUGUCCGAGGAGGGGAGACACGGAGGAGGUCGCAGACACAGGGACAGGAGUCACCGGGCCUCGCAGCGCUCCCUCACCAGAUACACCGACGCUGACACGGGUCUGGGCACAGACCUCAGCACCACCACGCAGUCGGGCGACCUCCCACCCAAGGAGCGCGAGCGGGACCGCGGCCGGACCAAGGACCGUCGCCACCACCAUCACCACCACCACCACCACCACAGCUCCAUGGACAAGGAGCGCUACGGCCCCGACAGACACGACUACCCCCACAGGCAUCCCCACGACCGCCAAUGGUCCCGCUCGCCCAGCGAGGGGCCCGAUGGACGGGGACACAGACAGGGCAGUAGUUCGGUGAGUGGCAGCCCGGUCCCCUCCACCUCGGGGACCAGCACUCCGCGGAGAGGCCGUCGCCAGCUGCCCCAGACCCCUGCUGUUCCCCGUCCACAUGUCACCUACUCCCCCACCGUCCGCAAGCCCAGCUACGGCCCCCCAGGGCCGGGCCGACUGCGCUCGCCCUCCCCCCGACACUUCUCCCCACCAGACCACGACAGAGGCUACCACCACCGACCCCCGUCACGCCAGGUCUCUCCACAGCACGGGGGCUCCGCGUCCCGGCACGGUUCGCCACGCUCCCCUCGGCACCAGUCCCCGCGCUCGCCCCUCCACGGCUCGCCCAGGUCCCCUCACCAAGGCCGCUGGAGCGGGCCUCCGCCUGGGGACAGCCUGGAGGGAGACGGGCCCUUCUACGAGCGCGACUACGAGUACGAGCGGCACCAUGAGCCCCCCGCCUAUGAGCAAAGCCUCUCCCACGGCAACCCGCACCCACAUGGGGGAAAUCCUCACCCGCACCCACGCUCACCCAGGACUGCCCGCCACGGGCCCCCUCCGCCCCCUCACCCGCAUCCACGCAGGGUGCCUAAUGGCUACCGCUCGUCCUCCCCUUCCCCGCACCGGCGGGGGCCACCUGGAGUGCCCCCCCAUCCCCAGCACCGGCCCCCCCAUGCCCGAGGGCCCCGCAAGGGCCUGCAUGAACCUUUUAGUGAGACGGACGAGGACGACUGGUGCUAGCAACCACAGGGAGCGAGGGAUAAGGGCAGGAGAGGGGAAUAAUAGCAGCCUCCAGUGCUCUGGCCUUGGAUUCAUAGACUUUUAAUAAAGCAGAGGUGGUGAGAAGGGGGUUGGACGCCCUCCAAACCCUCACCCCUCGGACUCUAAAUGAGAGGAAACGAGCUGAGGGGGAGGGGGGCGCAGGUGCUGCAAUUAGCCUUUUACAGAUUUUGUGUCAGACUCAAAUCAGUGACAGAGCAGCAAGUGGAUAAAAAUGAAAAAAAGAGACAGCUAAGACAACUAUGGCAAGGCCCGGGGCACGGUUUACCUCUGCCUCUCUCAGAACUACACUUCCCAGAAUUCUAUGCCUGACCAGCAAGGCCAGGCUGAAGGAGGAAGAGAGAGGUGUGGGAACAGAAAAAAAAAAAGCGAAGGGAGGAGCAUGCAAAAACGGCCGGGGAUGAUCGCGGUUCACGAGGCCUAAAAACGCUUCUCCCCAGACUGUCGCGUGAUUGGUUAGUUUCGUCAGACGUGUGCAGAUCUGUCGCUGGCCGGUCUGCUUACGUAAAGAGCCUGAAAAUGAGUCGCAGAGUCCACUGCUUCGACUCUGCUCCUCGAACAGAUACGUUUAAAGAAAAAUGAUUUAACACAAAGCCAGGACCCCCUAACCCUUACAUGCCAAGCUAUGCCUCCAGAAAAUCAAACUUGAACAAUGAAGAACAAAAUGAAACUUUACAUGACAAACAAUGAAAAGAAAAAAUGGGAGAACAACCACUUUAUCUUUGACCUUUUUCCUUCCCAAGGGACAGAACCAGGAAGCUCCGCCUAUACUGCAAAAACCAGCCAAUCACAGCGCUGGCUGAUAUUUGAUGAGUUUUAUCAUCUCUGUUUACUGUUAAAGACUCACUUAAUGCUGACGGAACUGGUGUGACAUCACUUCCUGUCCAGCGGUGGUGGUAGUGCAGGGGAGGCGGUGGGGGGGGCGGGGCAUGUGUGGGCUCACUUCCUGUUCGAGUGCGCUAUUGGUUAGGGUGGGCCUCAGGUAACUUGAGAAGGGAGUCGGACACUUCGUCAUGCCCCUUCCUCCUCGGUUACACGACACGGCGAAAAAGGCUAAGGGAUGACCUGACAGGAAAUGACAUUGCACGGUUAAGUGGGGCGGAGGAGAGGAAAGGAGGGAUGGGGAAAAAGACUAAUUUCUUCAGUAUUUCUUCGAUUACUAUCGAUUACUUCUCCUUCUUGUUCUUCUUCGGACAUUGGAGCUUGGUUCUUCUGUUGCAUUCGCUCAGCCUCCUUUUGAUCUUUUUUGGAGUCCAAAAUUUGAUGGAAGCCUGCAUGAUCGAUUAAAUACAUACUAGAGAGGAGAUCUAACUGGUGUGGGUGGGACCUGGGGUCUUUGUAGGAAACUUUGCAUUUAGGUUUACAAAAGAAGUCCUCUUCUUUCAGACUCUCUCUCUCUCUCGCUCUUGUUUUGUUUAGUUUUCAACCGAAAAAAAACGGGCUUUUGACGUUCGUCCGUUUUGUCCGAUAAAAAGCUACGAACUGUUAAAAAGACGGGAGACGCUGCAGUAUCACGUUAAAGUUUCCUGUCGUGCUUGAGAGACGAGAGGGAGAAAGAGCGGAGAGAAGCGGGCUUCCACCACACUUGAUUUAUUAUUGUUAAUGAUGAAUAAUUAUAUCAAUGUCAAUGCAAAAUGACGAUGACAAUGAUGAUGAUGCUGAUUGAUGGAACUGUUGCUGUAGAUUUGUUGUCAUGCUGUUUGGAGUUUAAGUAUGCUAUGUCCAUCUUAUUUACAUCUGUUAUGUUUUUUAAAAAUCCCCCGCGUCCAACGACGUUUACCGGGUUCCUGAUGCCUUCCGGCGACGUGACGCGGCGACGACGGCUCGGGGAAACGCUCACUCAGCGGCGUUGCGUGUUGUAACGCAACUCUGAAGACACGCUCUCUCUUCAGAACGGUGGAGGUCAGCGGGGAGCUUCGGCUAGCUGGCUCGCAGUGAUUCACGGGGUCAGAACUCUUGUCAAGCCAACCCAAAGAUCAAGAAUUCGCGUUCAGAGGGAGGGGGGGGUAGACCAGAUCGUUGAGAAUGUGGAAGAGUUCAUCUGCAUUUUACACUGCAGAGGUUCCAGACGAGCCAAGUGUUACUGAAGUUCUACCGAGGUUGAUUUCUUCAACUUGCAGCCAAAAAAAAAAAACUACGAAUCUCAAUAUUUUCCCCUCCGUCUGGCUCUGUAGCUUUGUAGUGCGACCGGUUGCCGGCAGUGACAGCACAGUAUUGGUGGUACAGUGUUGGUGUCAGUAUUAGGUGGCGUUGUUCUCUUCUUUUUUUGUUGCCACCAGGGGGCAGUUAUCGGCGCACAUUAUCCGCCCUUCUGCCUUCCCCCUCUACAGGACAGCCUCCGGGCUACAUCCUGUUUUUCUAGACCUGGAGUGAAACCUCCUCUUGUACCCGUCUCUUAUAUCUUUGUAUAGAUGAAGUCCAGUCCUAGUCGGGGAAACAUGGAUGCAGCCUGAGAGACGCCAUAUCUGUCCGUGUGUCGGCCCCAGUCCUUCUGUCUGCCUGUCUGUGCCAAUGCUGACCCCCCCCCCCCCUACACCUGUCCAACCCCCUUCGCUCAGGUCUGGAUAACCAGAGAACAGCCACCAAAUCCCCGAUAUGAGGUUGUAGCAAAGCUGAAACCUCCUCUGCCAAAACCCACGUCAGUCUCCACCGACCUCUCCUCUCUCAUCAAUCCUCUUCUUUUUCUGUCCAUUUGCUUUUGACAUCUGUUCCUUCAGCUUGAAGACACGCUGCAGGACAGAAACACUUAGGACUAAUAGUUUCAUCCUUAUUGUUAUGAGGGACAACAUUUAUUGAAUAUUCAAUAACUUGAUAAAGUAUAGAUGAAUAUAGAUGAUAAGCUACGUAUAAAUCUAGAUAGAAUAUCGGUAGAUGUAGUUAUAGAUAACAGACAGAGUUUAAAGUUUCAGAUAUUUAUUUAUUUUGCACACCGUUCAUGCUCAUGACACGGUUGACGAUCUAGCUACUCUUGAAAAACCUUGCGCUGUUUGCUAUCGCAGUCGCGUUAUGCCAGAAGACGACCCCCCCCCCCCAGUCCUCGUGUUUUGACUCUAUGCAGACCUCAUAAGCGUCCUCUCUGUUUGUAUUUUGGAGGAGAAGCUGCGACGCUGUGGUACCGUUGAAAAAAAGGGACUAAUGAACCGGGAGGUUGGGAGAAAAUUGUGAAAGAUCGACACCCACGUUUGCACACGACUCUUGACACACACAGUGACACACCUUUUUCUCUCAUGUACCUUUGUCCAGAUCACCCUUUCCCCUCCCCAUUUUACUCCCUCCUCUCCCGAAAUGUGUUGCCUCCAGACCUAGUAGUCGAGCAUAGCGUAGUGCAGAUGGGGAUAAGGGACGGGGGUUUUGGUUUUGUUGAUUGUUUAAUCGUUCGGCGGGAGUCGAAGGGCGCAAACCCGAAACCCCUCUGCCCACACCUCCCAUCAAAUGAGGUUCACGGCACGUUGGGGACGCUUCCCCCCCCC